Molecule: messenger RNA, 2293 nt
Organism: Cornus florida
Lineage: Eukaryota; Viridiplantae; Streptophyta; Magnoliopsida; Cornales; Cornaceae
Exons: 10
Coding region: 168-2051 (627 amino acids)
Biological process (GO): glucan catabolic process
Molecular function (GO): beta-glucosidase activity
Source: RefSeq, a predicted model, not a curated record
CCAUUGCUUUACAGUUCACCAUUUCCCAGAUUGGGCAUAUAGCAAAAUAAAAACCUCACUCUACCCUUCUCUGCCUCUCUCUCUCUCUCUCUCUCUCUCUCUCUCACACACACAAAUAGCAGAGGCUACGCGUUUCUGGGUCCCUACCUGCAAUUUAGGGAAGAAACAUGGGAAGGAUUUCAAUACUCUUGAUAGGGAUUUUAGUAAUGUGCUGCUGGGCAGCCAUGGCAGAAGCGGAGUACAUGAAAUACAAAGAUCCUAAACAACCACUAAAUAUUAGAAUCAAGGAUCUGCUAAGCCGGAUGACAUCAGAGGAAAAGAUUGGGCAAAUGGUUCAGAUUGACCGGAGUGUUGCAUCGGCCGAGGUCAUGAAGAAGUACUUCAUUGGGAGUUUAUUGAGUGGCGGUGGGAGUGUUCCAGCUAAACAGGCAUCGGCUGAGACUUGGGUCAAGAUGGUGAAUGAUUUCCAGAAGGGUUCUCUAUCAACUCGUCUUGGGAUCCCAAUGAUUUAUGGGAUUGACGCUAUUCAUGGCAACAACAAUGUUUACAAGGCUACAAUUUUCCCUCACAAUGUUGGGCUUGGGGUGACAAGGGACCCUGAACUUGUCAAGAAAAUUGGAGCUGCUACUGCUCUUGAAGUUAGAGCAACAGGAAUACCUUAUGCUUUUGCGCCAUGUAUUGCGGUUUGCAGGGAUCCAAGAUGGGGCCGGUGUUAUGAAAGUUACAGUGAAGAUCACAAGAUUGUUCGAGCCAUGACUGAGCUCAUACCUGGAUUACAAGGAGAUGUUCCUGCUAAUUUCCGAAAGGGUGUUCCCUUUGUUGCUGGCAAAACAAAGGUUGCUGCAUGCGCUAAGCACUAUGUAGGUGAUGGUGGAACAACCAAAGGCAUCAAUGAGAACAACACUGUAACGACAAGAAAGGGUUUGUUCAGUAUCCAUAUGCCAGCCUACUAUGACUCAAUUAUCAAGGGUGUGGCAACUGUUAUGGUCUCCUACUCAAGCUGGAAUGGGAUAAAAAUGCAUGCUAACCGUGAUCUUAUCACUGGCUUCCUGAAGAACACCUUACGUUUCAGGGGUUUUGUCAUCUCGGAUUGGGAGGGGCUUGAUAAGAUCACUACUCCAGCUCAUGCUAACUACACAUAUUCCAUUGAAGCUGCAAUUAGUGCCGGAAUUGACGUGGCCAUGAUUCCUUACAACUAUACCGAAUUCAUUGAUGGUCUAACCCUCCUGGUUAAGAAUAAGAUCAUCCCCAUGAGCCGAAUCAAUGAUGCGGUAAGGAGGAUUUUGCGGGUCAAGUUUGUGAUGGGUUUAUUUGAGAACCCAUUGGCUGAUCUUAGCCUGGCCAAACAUCUUGGAAGCCAGGAGCAUAGAGAACUGGCAAGGGAGGCCGUGAGAAGAUCUCUUGUACUGCUAAAAAAUGGUGAAUCAGCUGACAAGCCAUUGUUACCCCUUCCUAAAAAGGCAUCAAAAAUCCUCGUCGCUGGAAGCCACGCAGACAAUAUCGGUAAUCAGUGUGGUGGGUGGACAAUUGAGUGGCAGGGACUUGGUGGCAAUAUCACAGUUGGUACCACAAUCCUUGGUGCCAUAAAAGAUAGUGUGGAUCAGAAAACUAAAGUAGUCUACGAAGAGAAUCCUGAUGCUGACUUUGUCAGGUCCAACAAAUUCUCCUAUGCCAUUGUUGUGGUGGGAGAGCCCCCAUAUUCAGAGACAAAUGGUGAUAGCUUGAACUUGACAAUCCUUAACCCUGGACCUAGCACCAUCACAAAUGUCUGUGGAGCUGUGAAAUGUGUUGUGGUCGUUAUCUCUGGUCGUCCUGUUGUGAUUCAACCUUAUCUUGCCACAAUUGAUGCCCUGGUAGCUGCUUGGCUUCCCGGAACUGAAGGCCAAGGUGUAGCAGAUGUUUUAUUCGGUGACUAUGGUUUCACAGGCAAGCUUGCACGUACUUGGUUCAAGACUGUUGAUCAGCUCCCUAUGAACGUAGGGGAUCCACAUUAUGACCCUCUCUUUCCAUUUGGAUUUGGACUCACCACCACACCGAUUAAGGCCAACUAGAAGUUCUACACAUCGGAAUCUAGUCUAAGAUAGCAUGAGACUAGCUAUUUAUUGCAUCUUGUUUGGUUGGCAAUAUGAUAAUUCCCAUCCAGUGGGUUUUUUGACUAGUGAUUUUAAGGACAGUUUGAAAUGUAAUAGCUGUGCGAGGUUUACUGCAUUGAUAUGGUUGAGGUCAUGGUCACACUGAGCUGCACAUUCUUGGCCAGCUAUCACCAUCUAAAGAUGUCUAGACAUUACCCUUC